GCCAGAAAAUGGAGCUUGAGAAGGCCAGGAAAAUUGCUGAAGCGACGGAACGCAAGGGCAUCGUGUACACCGAGUUCCGCUGCAACGCUUCCGACAGCUCGGGCUAUGAAGGAUGUGAGAGUGAGACUUCAUCUCCACCGUCAACGCCUCCACUAAAUAUUCCUGCUGGCUCUGCCAUGGUGCAUAAUGAACUGUACGAAGGCAGUCUGGAUAAUCCCCAACUCGUCAUCAACAGUGGUGGUGAAAACAUAGUCUGCGAAAACUACGAAGUGGCGAUCGAUAAUGCACCGCAGAAUGCAGUGGACGAGAUGCGAACUCCUUCCGAUUUAUUGUCCAUUGCCAGGCAAAUCGCUGCUGGAAUGGAGUACCUGUCGAAGAAUAAGGUUGUCCAUCGUGAUUUGGCGGCGAGGAAUAUUUUGCUCUUCCGGCCGAAGCACGUCAAGAUUUCGGACUUUGGCCUGAGUCGCGACGUGUAUGCCAGGAAUUUGUACGAGAGGACUUCCAACGGGAAGGUUCCCAUUCGGUGGAUGGCCCCCGAAAGCAUCAUGCAUCAAUUGUAUACCACGAAAAGUGACGUGUGGUCAUUCGGUAUUCUUCUGUGGGAAAUCGCGACUUUGGGUGGGGUUCCAUACCCUGGUGUUUCGGUUUCGGAUCUUCAUUCCAUGCUGCAAAGUGGAUACAAAAUGCCAAAGCCUACCAACUGUUCUUCGGAU
Notodromas monacha is the source of this 713-nucleotide messenger RNA. NCBI's taxonomy places the organism in Eukaryota, Metazoa, Arthropoda, Ostracoda, Podocopida, Cyprididae. The record is from the annotation of a GenBank genome assembly.